Molecule: messenger RNA, 3007 nt
Organism: Alligator mississippiensis (American alligator)
Lineage: Eukaryota; Metazoa; Chordata; Crocodylia; Alligatoridae
Exons: 17
Coding region: 114-2792 (892 amino acids)
Biological process (GO): negative regulation of endopeptidase activity
Molecular function (GO): serine-type endopeptidase inhibitor activity
Source: RefSeq, a predicted model, not a curated record
CAUUUGGGAGUGGCCAUGGCUUUAAAUUUCAGCACUCCACCGGACACUGCACCAAACCUCCCAACCAGCCUUUAGCACCACGUCCAAACAGAGAAGGCUUCACCGUCUUCACCAUGGCCUCACUCAGCGAAGCAAAUGCUGAAUUCUGCCUUGACUUUUUCAAAGAAGUGAAGAAAACAGAAAGAAAUGAAAACAUCUUCUUCUCCCCUCUGAGCAUCUCUUCAGCCAUGGCCAUGGUCCUCUUGGGUGCUAGAGGCAACACGGCGAAACAGAUGGAAAAGGUGCUUCAUUUUGAUGAAGUUUUGAGUUCUUCUGGAGGAAGUACAAACGAUGGUAGCUCUGAGUGUGAAGAUGGAGGAGUCCACUCGCAAUUCCAGGCACUCCUAUCAGCAAUCAACAAGCCCACCGACGAUUAUUCUCUAAGAAUUGCCAACAGGCUGUAUGGAGCAAAGGAUUUUAACUUCCUUCAGCAAUACUUGAAGUGCACAGAGACACUGUACCAUGCUGAGCUGGAAGCUGUUGACUUUAGGAAUGCUCUAGAAGAAACCAGAAAAAAAAUUAACACCUGGGUGGAAAAACAGACAAAUGGUAAAAUCAAAGAGUUGUUCGCAGAGCACGCUCUAGGUUCAGAUGCUAUCCUGGUGCUGGUCAAUGCUAUCUACUUUAAAGGAAUGUGGACUGUGCAGUUUAAGAAAGAAGACACCAAGGAAGAACCUUUCAGAUUAAACAAGAAUCAGACCAAGAAUGUGCAGAUGAUGUUUCAGAAAAACGAAUACAAUCUGGCCAUCAUAGAGGAACCUGAGAUUCAAGUGCUUGAGCUCCCCUAUGGUAAAGAAAAAGAACUGAGUAUGUUCAUUCUUCUACCAAAGGACAUCAAGGAUAACUCCACUGGCCUGGAACAGCUUGAAAGUGCACUCACCUAUAAGAAUUUACAGGAAUGGACCAGCUUGGCUAAGAUGCAAAAACAAAGCGUGAGCGUGUACCUGCCCCAAUUCAGGAUGGAGAAAAGCUAUGGCCUUGACAGAAUUCUGGCAGCUAUGGGAAUGCUGGAGCUGUUUGACUCUUCAAAGGCUGAUUUAUCAGGAAUAUCAAGAAACCGUGAUGUGUUCAUGUCUGCAGCCAUCCAUAAAUCUUAUGUGGAAGUUAAUGAAGAGGGUACUGAAGCAGCUGCUGUUACAGGGGGUGUGAUAGGAACUACAAGUGUUAAGAUUCCUUAUGAGUUUAAGGCUGACCACCCCUUCCUCUUCUUUAUCAAACAUUGUGGAACCAACAGCAUUCUCUUCUAUGGCCAAUGUGCUCUUGUUUCCAUGUGUUUUAAGCUGAGGAAGGUGCAAGUAAAUCAGGAGGGCAAGCUGAUGCCUCUCUUCUCACAAAUGGUGGCUGGAAAUGUUUCCCACAAACUGGGGCCACUCAAUGAAAUUGUUACACAACAGACAAAUUGUUACACAAUUAAAGGGAAAUAUAUUCCCACUGGUGGGAGUGGCAACGGCUUUAUCUUUCAGCACUCCACCCACCACCAAAGCAAACAUCACAAACGAGUUUUUAGAAACACAGCUGAACAGAGAAGGCAUCAUCGUUUCACUAUGGCCUCUCUCAGCAAAGCCAAUUCUGAAUUCUGCUUUGACCUGCUAAAAGUGGUGAUCAAGGAAAAACAGAGAGAUGAAAAUAUAUUCUUCUCCUCUCUGAGCAUCUCCGCUGCCCUAGCCAUGGUCUACCUCGGUGCCAGAGGCAAUACAGCCAAGGAAAUGGAAAAGGUGCUUCACUUCAAUGAAGUUUUGAGUUCUGCUUCUGGAAGCACUGAGAAACCUGGCAGCUUAGAAGUAAUGCCACAGUGUGAAAAAGCUGGAGGAGUCCACUCUCAAUUCCAGGCACUCUUAACAACCAUCAACCAACCUUGCACCGAUUAUUCUCUAAGCAUUGCCAACAGGCUGUAUGGAGCAAAGGAUUUUCACUUCCUUCAGCAAUACUUUAGGUGCACAGAGACACUAUACCACGCUGAGCUGGAAGCUGUUGACUUCAGCAGCGCUCUAGAAGAGACCAGAGGAAAGAUUAACUCCUGGGUGGAAAAUCAGACAAAUGGUAAAAUCCAAGAGCUGUUCCCUCCUGGCACUAUCAGUAAUGAUGCUGUUCUGGUGCUGGUCAAUGCUAUCUACUUCAAAGGCAAUUGGUCGGUGAAAUUUAAGGAAGAAGACACUCAGGAAACAGCUUUCAGAUUGAACAAGAACGAGACCAAGAAUGUGCAGAUGAUGUUUCAAAAUGGCAAAUACAACCUGGCCAUCAUAGAGGAACCUGAGAUUCAAGUGCUUGAGCUCCCCUAUGGCAAGACAGAAGAACUGAGUAUGUUCAUUCUUCUACCAAAAGACAUCGGGGAUAACUCCACAGGCCUGGAACAGCUUGAAAGUGCACUUACCUGCAAGAAAUUUGAAGAAUGGACCAGUUUGGCUAAAAAGGCCAGCGUGGAUAUGUACUUGCCCAAAUUCAAGAUAGAGGAAAGCUAUGACCUUGGGGAAAUUCUGCAGGCUAUGGGAAUGCUGGAUCUGUUUGACCGUUCGAAGGCUGAUUUAUCAGGAAUGUCAGGAAAACCUAAUCUGGUUGUGUCCAGAGCCAUUCAUAAGUCUUAUGUGGAUGUUAAUGAAGAGGGCACUGAAGCAACUGCAGGUUCAGGGGUUGUAGUAAUUCCUAAAAAUUUGCCGAUUCCUCAUGAGUUUAGGGCUGAUCACCCCUUCCUCUUCUUUAUCAAACACAAUGGAACCAACAACAUUCUCUUUUGUGGCCGAUGCGCGUCCCCUUAAGAGAGAGCACCUUGGAAUAAUAUAGCCUUAUGCCUCAAGAGAAACCUGAAUCAUUGUAGCAGUGAGGGUACAAGAUCAUUAGAUUUCUCAUGUCAAGUCAUGUCAAAGUCUUAAAAACGUAUAAGUCUCUCUUGUUUUUUGUGUGCCAAGCACGACGUCCAGAUAUAAAAAGGUUUCCUGUUUAAAAUACAUGCAAAUAAAUCCGUGCAAUCAUA